UUCUUCUUCCAACAGCUUCCUCCAUUCACCUUCACUGCCGCCAGAGAACAUAAUGGUUAAAGGAUUUUACAAACGAGUUCUUCCCUCGCCUUCUGCGGUUGAUUUCGUUUCCAGCAAUGGCAAGAAACUUUUCCUUGAAGCAUUUCAAAAUGGAACUAUGCAAGGCUUCAAUAGUUUGAUUUCCUAUUUCCAAACACAAAGUGAGCUUACUUAUUGUGGUCUCGCUAGUCUAUCGAUGGUCUUGAAUGCUCUUGCCAUCGACCCUGGAAGGAAAUGGAAAGGACCUUGGAGAUGGUUUGAUGAAUCAAUGUUAGAUUCUUGUGUACCUUUGGAAAAGGUAAAAGCUAACGGCAUCUCAUUUGAGAAACUAGUAUCAAUAGCUCAUUGUGCUGGAGCAAAAGCUGAACCCUUUCGUGCAAGCCAUAGCACUAUCGAUGAUUUUCGCAAAUACGUCACCAAAUGUUCAACUUCUGAUGAAUGUCAUGUAAUCGUAUCAUACUACAGAGCUGCUCUGAAACAAACCGGAGCUGGGCACUAUUCUCCUAUCGGAGGCUAUCAUGUUGGCAAGGACAUGGUACUUAUUUUGGAUGUUGCGCGGUUUAAGUAUCCUCCCCAUUGGGUUCCACUUGCACUUCUUUGGGAAGGCAUGAACUAUAUUGUUGAAUCCACUGGACAAACAAGGGGGUUCUUGCUUAUAUCAAGGCCUCACACCAAACUCGACAUGCUUAAUUUUCUGGAUUCAAAUUCUUAACGGAUGAUGUUUCUCUUCUAUUACAAUCAGAAGAUGUGAAAGAAUCCAUUAUGGUUGUUUCAGCCACAUCACUUCUAUCUAAUUUUGAGGAAUUCAUCAAGUGAUUGCAAAGAUGAAGAAACAAGACGGCAGGGUUGAAGUAUUAGCACAAGGAGAAAGCAGGGCUUGUUAUUAAGA
Molecule: messenger RNA, 928 nt
Organism: Arachis duranensis
Lineage: Eukaryota; Viridiplantae; Streptophyta; Magnoliopsida; Fabales; Fabaceae
Product: glutathione gamma-glutamylcysteinyltransferase 1-like
Exons: 6
Coding region: 53-751 (232 amino acids)
Biological process (GO): response to metal ion; phytochelatin biosynthetic process; detoxification of copper ion
Molecular function (GO): glutathione gamma-glutamylcysteinyltransferase activity; metal ion binding
Source: RefSeq, a predicted model, not a curated record